UGACUUCCUGUAUCUUCCUCUUGUCUUCUGUAUCCCGAAGCUUAAUUCCUUCCCUUUCAUCUAUUCAUCAUAAUUAAAUUUCAUUCUUUUCAAGCAACUAGCAUACAUACAUCACGCACCGCAAUCCCGGAAGCAAAGACAAAAAACCAGUAAAUCUAUUCCCAAAUUCCUCAAUCGUCCCAUUCUCUCUAACCUCGACGACAUGCUUCCACUUCCCACACUCCUCCUCCUCCUCCUCCUCUCCACCUCCACCACAGCCCAUAAAAAUUCCAUCUUUCUCCUCGCCGGCCAGAGCAACAUGUCCGGUCGCGGCGGCGUCAUCGAAAACCGUUGGGACAACUUCAUCCCCCCGGAAUGCCGGCCAACCCCCGACAUCCUCCGCCUCAGCUCCCAUCUCCAGUGGGAGCAAGCCGUCGAGCCCAUCCACGCCGACAUCGACGUCUAUGCAACGUGCGGCGUCGGCCCCGGAAUGCCAUUCGCCCACGCCCUGUUGGCCGCCGAAGGUACGGCGGCGCCAGUUCGCCUCGUGCCGUGCGCCGUCGGAGCGACGCCGAUCCGCGAAUGGGAACGCGGGACGACGUUGUAUGCUAACUUGGUGCGGCGUGCGCAGUUUGCGGCGGCGGGAGGAGGGAGAGUGGCGGCGGUGCUGUGGUAUCAGGGGGAGACUGAUACGAUUUCUAUGGCGGAUGCGGAAGUUUAUGGGGGAAGGAUGGAGGCUCUGGUUUCGGAUCUGAGGGAGGAUUUGGGUGAUCCGGAUUUGCUGUUUAUUCAGGUGGCGCUUGCAACAGGACAAGGGAAAUAUAUAGAUAUGGUGAGAAAAGCACAAAAGGGGAUCAGACUUCACAAUGUCUUAUGUGUUGAUGCAAAAGGCUUGCCAAUUGGACCUGAUUAUGUGCACCUCACAACCCAAGCUCAAGUAAGGCUUGGUCAGAUGUUGGCUGAUGCUUAUUUGAGUCAUACAGCAUUUUCUCUCACUUAUUAUGCAGCUCACAAGUCUGAUUCUCUGCUAGAGAAUCCAUCUUUUCCGGUUGCUUUCCCAUUAACGGAAGAUAAAUUUUCUUCCCAUAGAGGGACGGCGGCGCCAGUUCGCCUCGUGCCGUGCGCCGUCGGAGCGACGCCGAUCCGCGAAUGGGAACGCGGGACGACGUUGUAUGCUAACUUGGUGCGGCGUGCGCAGUUUGCGGCGGCGGGAGGAGGGAGAGUGGCGGCGGUGCUGUGGUAUCAGGGGGAGACUGAUACGAUUUCUAUGGCGGAUGCGGAGGUUUAUGGGGGAAGGAUGGAGGCUCUGGUUUCGGAUCUGAGGGAGGAUUUGGGUGAUCCGGAUUUGCUGUUUAUUCAGGUGGCGCUUGCAACAGGACAAGGGAAAUAUAUAGAUAUGGUGAGAAAAGCACAAAAGGGGAUCAGACUUCACAAUGUCUUAUGUGUUGAUGCAAAAGGCUUGCCAAUUGGACCUGAUUAUGUGCACCUCACAACCCAAGCUCAAGUAAGGCUUGGUCAGAUGUUGGCUGAUGCUUAUUUGAGUCAUACAGCAUUUUCUCUCACUUAGUUAAGAGUAUAUAACUGUUUUGUUGAGUUUGUUUGAAACACCAUCAAACAAAAUAUUAAUAUAUGACUCUUUUUAUGUCUGUUUGCCCAACACAUUUACUUGAA
This is a messenger RNA of Phalaenopsis equestris, 1650 nucleotides long. Its product is annotated as probable carbohydrate esterase At4g34215. The coding region runs from base 203 to 1546 and encodes 447 amino acids. The transcript is spliced from 5 exons. The record is from RefSeq and is a predicted model, not a curated record. NCBI's taxonomy places the organism in Eukaryota, Viridiplantae, Streptophyta, Magnoliopsida, Asparagales, Orchidaceae.